UUCUCGCUGGCCUGCUGCUGCUGCACUCACUUUGCGUGGCCCAGCUGGAGCCGUUGUUGGGAUUUGUGGGCACCCGCGGGCGCCUAUCGUGCGGGGCGCUGGCGCUGCACAGUGGGCCAGAAGACCGGUCAUCAUCGUCAUCGGCGCUGUUAGGCCUCAGCAGACCUUUAGCGUUCGAGAUGGAGAAAGUAACCAGCUGCACGGUGUGCUUGGAACGGUUCAGCGGGUUACUCCGCAUCCCUAAGGUCCUGUCCUGUGGCCACUCUCUGUGCUAUGGAUGUGCCCAAAGCCUGAACGGGUUUCGCCGCCGCUCCAGGUCCAAAAUACCGUGUCCACUGUGCCGAAAGGUAACUGAAUUGUACCCUAGCGAUCUUCCCGUCAACUACGCUAUCUUGUCGCUGUUAGAAGAAGUCCAACUGUCUGAACCAAAAUGGUGUUCAGACUGCAAGAAAGUGGCCGAUUCGACUUGCGAAACGCAUCAUUUUACUUGUCUGUGGCGAAGGGAGCAAGAAAGACAGUUUGAAGACGUGAAGCAGUAUUUGGAGACUGCUGCCGCGUCGCAACACAGUCUGGAAAGAAUGUUGUCUGAGUCAUUCGGAAAAUUAAGUGACGUCAUCAGUUUCCUGAUGGAUGAGGUAGAAGCUUCUCGGAAGGACACGGGAGACGCUCUGUCGUUGAUGGACAGCGUCCUGGGGGUGGCUGGUCCGAGAUGGGACCGCGCUCGGGCUUCCAUCGAGCAGGCUCGGCUGAGAUCCGAACUCAGAGAAGCCUUCGAUCAGCAGACCAUGUCCUUAAUGCAUUCGGCCCGCAAAUGCGAAGUGACUGUGUACGCGGAGCAUGGUCGGUCCUGGCGGGGCGCCUUCGACUUGGAGCAGUGUUCCAGUUCGGGAGCCAGCGCCGUGGUCCUGGCCGUGAUCGCCGCCAUGCAGCGCGCCCGGCUGCUCAACCUCGCAGAGGAGGUAGCUGAGCUUCCGAACGAAGGAUCUAUGGCAGUGUCUCGCGAUGUGCCGGAUGUGGGGCCAGACGCGGAGGAGGUAUUGCAGAAUGCAGCAGGGCCUGGAGAUGGCGAGCUAGUGCCUUUCCCUAAAGGUCAAGAAAUUGACUUCGAGAACAUACGCCCUGGGGUCCUCUUCAUGUUUGUGCGUCACCAACCUGAGUCCCCUGUUACUUCGAUUUCCAGUCUGUCUUGCAAGGAGUUUCUGCCGGAUGUUGUGGAGAUUCUUCGCUGUCACGGUCCUACACUGGAGGGGCUUAGCCUGCAUGACGUGGUGGAGGAUGUCCUCGUGCCGGUGCUCACUAUGCCUCGACUGAAGAGACUCGAGUUAAAGGGCUGGUUGGGACAGAAAGAAGACCUCUUUUCCCACCGCCUGUUAAGCACGCUUCAACUGGAAUGCUUGGAAGUGUCUGGUGACGGCUGCGAACCACCAGUCGUGGAGGCUAUUCUACGGAUCAUCGGGGGUGCUCAGGAACUAGCCUUGCAGUGGCCAGUAGACAGCACGCGUUCCCUCGCCGAUGUCAUCAAGGAGCUGUCGGCGGACGCCGCUUGGCCCGUAUCCAUCAAGCUACUUCGGAAGGGGAGUUGCGAGCGGCGGGUCUGCAAUCAACAGAGUGCCACCUACAAAGCGGCCUUGCCGGAUUCAGCCGUGCAUUGCGCAAGGAAAUGCGCUUACAUUUCGCUACCAGAUGACACGGAUACGGACUGAAUCUGCUUUGAUUCACUCAGGACUUACUUGUCUACUUUAUAUUAUUUUCUCGUUUGCCAAUCAGAUUUGUUUAAGAAUUUGGCCGAAACGCAGUACAAUUAUAAGCUUUGACCUAUUUUGUGUAUUUA
Thrips palmi is the source of this 1831-nucleotide messenger RNA. RefSeq lists its product as uncharacterized. The record is from RefSeq and is a predicted model, not a curated record. The coding region runs from base 180 to 1703 and encodes 507 amino acids. NCBI's taxonomy places the organism in Eukaryota, Metazoa, Arthropoda, Insecta, Thysanoptera, Thripidae. Gene Ontology annotation, biological process: protein ubiquitination. The transcript has 9 exons. Gene Ontology annotation, molecular function: ubiquitin protein ligase activity.